AUGGCUACCAGCGUGUUGCAAGCUGCCCAGAUCUACGAAGAUCCCGAUGUCUUGUCGUCGUCCCCACGCAAGAACCAUACCCGAGCACCUUCGGUUGGAGAUGUGCUACGCGGUCGACGACGGGACAAUAGUCCAACCAAGCCCUCACGAUCGCCUCAGAAUGAUUGCACUAGUCCUUCCCCGCUGGGUGAACGCCACAUCAACAGCUUGAGUCCUCCGCAAUCCACCACCAAGGUGCCGACCAAACAGGAGGAUGGGAACCGUCCACCCAUGCAUAAGAAGACUAGCAGCUCUGUCUCCCUGAGAGACCUCAUCAUGGGUCGGCAAGCCGAGGACAACGGCAUCCGCGCUGAUCGGUCGGCAACCUCGAGCCCGAAGAAGCAGAAGUCAUCGACCAACCUUGCAGGCUUGCUGAAGAAGAAGUCCAGGAAGGAUCUGAAAGAGCCAGCUCGCAACCAAGAGAAUGUCUCGCCGUCAAAAUUGGCGGCUCCCGAGCCGACUCCUAUCUGGCGACAAUUCGCCACCCAGCCGCAAGAGAAGAGCGAUGGUUCGAUACAGUAUCCGCAAGCCGUGGGUAGAUCGCUUGAAGAGGAGAUCAGUCUGUACACACCCAGGGACUACUCUGAAUUCCGGCCACAUGAGCAGAGGAACUUUUAUGGAUACGGGCCUUCCCCGGUAGACUACAAACCACCACAGAGACCUUUCCUGGAGCACAAAUCGAGCCGGAGCUCAAUCUUCAGCGAGCAUUUGGAUGAGGAUGUGCCGGAACUGAAGCGACCAAAGAGCCGCGAUCAGAGUAGUAGUCGGCCCAGCUCGUCCAGAGUGACACCUGCAGUACCGGAGAAGGAGUCAAGUCUGCAGAAGGCUAGCCCCGAGAAGAGCAAGCGUUCCUCAAGGGUCUUGGACGUAAUUGCGACCUUCAACAUGCGGUCAAAGGAGUCUGCACCGUCCACACCAGUCACACAGCAGCCACUGAGCCCGCAGGAGUUAGACGACCAGUUCGAAAAGGUGCUCGACGCACGCAACAUCCCCCACAACAUGCGUAACACUAUGCGGAAUCUAAAGCCCGAGCUGAAGGCCGCAUUGAUGAGGGGCGAACGCAGUGGGAGCGGUGAUUCCUCAAGUACCUCCACUCCUGCCGAGGCGAGAACGAGCAGAAGUCCCACCAAGAAAGACGAGCGGCCCAAGAGUGAGGACGGUGAUGGUAAGGAUGGCAAGCGACCUCGGUCGCGCUCCCGUACUCGAAGCCGAAUCUUGACCCUCAGCAAACGCGAUGUGGCCGAGUCGCCUGCUGAAAAAGAAAAGAAAGGCAGUUCUUUGCGCUCGCGGAGCAAGACGCGCCCAAAGUCGGUUGACAUGAGCUCUAGCCGUCCAGGCUCUGCUCGCUCACUAGGCUCGUCGGGGUCCGCAGCCUCGCUUGCUGCUGCACCUGACAGUGCGACCACUCCCGGCGACUUCAUUCACUACCUGCGUGAAGUGCAGAAGCCAUCGCUUGUCGAAGUCGGCAAGCUUCACAAGCUUCGCAUACUACUCCGUAACGAGUCAGUUACCUGGACCGACACUUUCGUGACCAAGGGCGGCAUGAAUGAACUUGUCCAACUUUUCUACCGGAUCUCCAAGGUCGAAUGGCGGGAAGAGCACGAGGAUAAUCUGUUGCAUGAGACGCUGCUCUGCUUGAAAGCCCUGUGUACGACCGAGCUGGCCAUGGAGAGAUUUGCGCAGAUUGAGGACGAGUUCUUUCCCUGCUUACUCUCCAUGCUUUUCGACCCAGAGAGGAAAGGACCGUCCGAGUACAAUACUCGGGGAGUGGUCGUUUCACUUUUGUUUGCUCACCUAUGCGCCGCGCAGUCUCGACCAGGACAUGAGCUCGAGGCUCGUGCCAGAAAGAUUUUGGGACUUUUGCAAGAUCCAGCUCCUGAGCAGGGCAAGCAGACACUCGAGUUCGUCUCGCAGAUGCACAUGUCCCGACCUUACCGCGUGUGGAGCAAGGAAGUGACCAAUGUGACCAAAGAAGUCUUUUGGAUCUUCCUUCACCAUCUGAAUGUCGUACCGAUUCUGGAGAACAGCAAUCCCGAAUUGAGCUAUAUGCAGAAGCACUUUCCAGCCCCGAGACCGCCGCACCCCGCGGCUCCUUACGUUGGCGGUGUCGAGUGGGAGGCAACCCAGUACCUUGCCAUCCACCUCGACCUACUCAAUGGCAUUCUUGCAUCUCUGCAUGAUGCUGAUAGUCGCAACUCGUUGCGCAACGAUCUCAAGCAGUCGGGAUGGGAAAAGGCCAUGGGCAGUAGUCUGCGAACCUGCAAGGAGAAGUUCUAUGGCGGUGUGCAUGAUGGUCUCAAGAUUUGGGUGGCUGCUGCAAAGGCAGAUGGUUGGGAGGUGGAAGAUGUCCGUGCUGGACCGCCCCGCGAGAGUAGUAGUCCGAAGAAAAGUCCCAGCAAGAACGCUGAGCCGGCUCCAAAGAUCGGCUUCGAUGUCAUGCCGAAGAGAGACGAGGGGUGGUUGUGA
This is a messenger RNA of Cyphellophora europaea CBS 101466, 2505 nucleotides long. RefSeq lists its product as uncharacterized. Lineage: Eukaryota; Fungi; Ascomycota; Eurotiomycetes; Chaetothyriales; Cyphellophoraceae. Gene Ontology annotation, biological process: actin cytoskeleton organization. The coding region runs from base 1 to 2505 and encodes 834 amino acids. Gene Ontology annotation, molecular function: small GTPase binding; actin binding. The transcript has a single exon. The record is from RefSeq and is a predicted model, not a curated record.